Molecule: messenger RNA, 1056 nt
Organism: Prunus armeniaca (apricot)
Lineage: Eukaryota; Viridiplantae; Streptophyta; Magnoliopsida; Rosales; Rosaceae
Source: the annotation of a GenBank genome assembly
AUGGCGAAGCCAGUGUCUGAUUCACACAGCAACAGAGAAGCAGUUCAAGCAACAAACGACGACGCCUCGGCCAGCAAACUGUCCUGCGUGAAGAAAGGGUACAUGAAAGACGAUUAUGUCCAUUUGUUUGUAAGAAGACCUGUGAGAAGAUCUCCGAUUAUUAACCGUGGUUACUUUGCUCGUUGGGCUGCUCUUCGCAAGCUCCUGAAUCAGUUUCUUGAUACUGAAAAAAAUGGGGGUGAAAAGGGUCAUUUGAAGAAGCAGGUUUUAUCACUUGGAGCUGGCUUUGAUACAACAUAUUUUCAGCUGCAGGAUGAGGGGAAAGCACCCCAUUUAUAUGUGGAGCUGGAUUUUAAGGAGGUAACUAGUAAGAAGACCACACUUAUUGAAACCUGCAGUCAUUUGAGGGACAAAAUUAGUGCAACAGCUUCAAUCUCUCAAGAGAAAGGAGAAGUGCUCAGUGACCACUAUAAGCUACUCCCCAUUGAUUUGCGCAACAUACAACAAUUAGACGAUGUUAUAGCUUUGGCUGGUAUGGAUCGCAGCCUUCCAACUUUUAUAAUUGCAGAAUGCGUUUUGAUAUACUUGGAUCCAGAUUCAAGUCGUGCCAUAGUUGGCUGGACAUCAAAAGCAUUUUCAACGGCAAUAUUUUUCUUAUAUGAGCAGAUUCAUCCAGAUGAUGCUUUUGGGCAGCAGAUGAUUAGAAACUUGGAGAGUCGAGGCUGUGCACUCUUGGGCAUACAUGAUACACCAACAUUACAGGCAAAGGAAAAUCUUUUUCUUGACCAAGGAUGGCAGAGGGCUGUUGCCUGGGACAUGCUAAAAGUAUAUAGUAAUUUUGUUGAAGCUCAAGAAAGACGCAGGAUUGAACGAUUGGAAUUGUUUGAUGAAUUUGAAGAAUGGUAUAUGAUGCAGGAGCACUACUGUGUGGCUUAUGCAAUCAAUGAUGCCAUGGGUCUGUUUGAGGAUUUUGGUUUCCCUAACAACCAGCAGAAGCAGCAGCAGCACGUGCAGAAUGUGCCCAACCCCUCAUCCUCAUCAUCCUCAUCAUAUUAG